Messenger RNA from Spinacia oleracea (spinach), 1193 nucleotides. RefSeq names its product putative CCR4-associated factor 1 homolog 8. The transcript has a single exon. Bases 1 to 1128 code for a protein of 375 amino acids. Lineage: Eukaryota; Viridiplantae; Streptophyta; Magnoliopsida; Caryophyllales; Amaranthaceae. Gene Ontology annotation, cellular component: CCR4-NOT complex. Gene Ontology annotation, molecular function: nucleic acid binding; poly(A)-specific ribonuclease activity. The record is from RefSeq and is a predicted model, not a curated record.
AUGAAGAACCAGCUUGAAGUUGUUCAAGUAUCAACGUCCAAUCUCGAUGAGCAAAUCGAUAAUCUUAGUCACAAAUUAGAUCAUUACCCAAAUAUAUCCAUCGAUACCGAAUUCGGAUGGUUCAAACGAGACAUGAACAUUAACGGUACUGAUCUUGAGAUAUACGAAGAUCUCAAGUACAAUCUCACUCAUUCCAAUCUACGUGAAAUCGGAAUGACGGUGUCCGAUAACGGCGGUGAAGUAGGCGGAACUUGGCGGUUUGAUUUUUUUCCAUCUAAGAAGGCUGGUAUUACGCUACGUGAUUGUAUUCCUACGAAGAAGUUCAUCACAAGAUUCAAGAAAUUGAUGCAAGAUUUUCAUGGAAAGGUGAAAUGGUUUACUUUUGCUGGUUAUUUUGAUGUUGCACACCUUGUUUCUUUACUUGAAAGAAAACCAUUACCGGAGUUGAUAAAAUCAUCACCGGCGACGGCGACGACAACGGCGACGACAUACAACAUAGACGGUGAAGAAGGGUUUGUGGAAGUAGUACAGAGGUACUUCGGAAAAGUGUAUGAUCUUAAAGUAAUUGCUAAACAUUAUGAAAAUUUAUUUGGGAAAAAUAAGUAUUUAGGGUUACAAAGAUUAGCUAAUCAGAUUGGUGUUAAACGGGUUGGAAGAGAACAUGAUGGUGCUUCUGAUAGUUUGUUAACUGCUGGUAUUUUUGCAAAAUUUAUCGAAUUCGGGUGGAUUUCGGAUUCGGAUCAAGGGUUUCUUUCUUUACUUCCUCACCAAGUUUGCUAUGAUUCUACUAAGAUGAUGAUACAGACGAAGAAUGAAGAAGAUACGUCAAUAACGACUUCAACCAACAUGGAACCCGCCCAUCAACCCUAUCCUCGGCCCGUUAAUGGACCGGUAACCGGGUACCCUAUGGGUCAUUAUCCGGUACCACAAUAUGAUCCAAGAUUUCAGCAUGGGCCGGUGUACGGGUAUGGGCCAAGACCAAUGAUUGGGCCCGUUCGAUUUGGACCGGUUAUGAGCCCGGGUCCAGGGAUAUUACGUACAACUCCAUAUGGAACUUUGUUCUACCCGGCAGUGAGGGUAUUCCAUCACCAACCUCCACAUAUGAUAUCAUUAGUUCCCGGUUAUUAGAUUUUUCAAGAAUUCAUUUUGUAAAUUGUAAUACAUUAACUUAGUUCGUUCUCUCCUUGAAAUAC